UUUCCUCUCGGCGGGACGCGAUAUGAGUGCCCAUGAUUGCGGCUGUGGAUGUGAAUUCGAGUUUGACCCACUGGUUUUGAGUGCAGGGAGUAUGUAAGACAACCCGAUGUUUGCCAUGCCAUUUGCCUUUGUUUUCCCCGCCGCGAUUGUCUGCCAUGUUUUCGUUUUCCAUCACCAGCAGUGAUUGCAGGUGGAAAACAAUUGAACAAUUAUUGCUCUUGUCGCGCGAUGUUGCUGCCGUGCAAUCGCUGCUGCCGAUGUUGCUGCUGUUGCUGUUGCUGCUGUUGCUGCUGCUGCUGCUGUGCAGGUGCCACAAUUCUUGGCACGCAAUUUACUAAAAAAAACCUACGAAACAUUACGAACAAAUUAAAUAAAUCCAAAACCAAAACCAAAACAAUGGCCAAGUGAUGAUAAUCCACGGGGCGUGGCUGGAGCAUCGAGUUAAUCGGAAAAAUCGGGUCAAGAGGUUGCCCCCACUGUGUGUGGGACUUGGUCAACAAAAACGCCACGAAAAUAAUAAUAAAUAAUAAAAUCCGAGUGAAAACGAAACAGCAAAUGAUGGCUGACAUUGCAGCAACUGCCAUUGGCAACGGGAGCAGUUUCCUGGAGGUCUCGCUGCGCUAUUUCGACGAGCAGCUGCUCCUGGACAUCCUGCCACGCGCCACAUGUCCUGGCGAAAAUGUGACCCCUCCGAUGGACGAGUUCGCCGACCUGUUUACGGUGGAACAGCUCCGCCAGGGCUGGGUGGUGCUGCACGUCUUCGCCGCGGUCUACUUCUUCAUCCUGCUGGCCAUCAUCUGCAACGACUACUUCCUGCCGACGGUGGAGUGCAUCUGCGAGGACCUGCACCUGUCGAAGGACGUGGCGGCGGCCACGUUCAUGGCCACGGCCACAUCGAUGCCCGAGUUCUUCACGAACACCAUCAGCACGCUGAUCCUGGAGUCCGACAUGGGACUGGGCACGAUCAUCGGAUCGCUGAUGUUCAACACACUGGGCGUGGCCGGAUUGGCCGCUCUGGCCAUCGAUAAGCCGGUGCAGUUGGACUGGUGGCCAAUAGCCCGCGACUGCUUCAUCUACAUCUUCAACACGAUCAUUCUGCUGGUCUUGGCCUGGGGCGGAAGCAUUAGCUUCACGGAAUCCUGCAUCAUGAUGGGAUUCCUGGUGCUCUACUACCUGAUCACGUUCAACAACAACAAGUUCAUGCCCGCCAUUCGGGUGUUCAUCGAGGAUCGGAUGAACUGCUGCUUCUCCACGCGAUACGACCUAACGGAGCCCCCAGAGAACAGUGCCAAGGCUCAGUUGCCGCUGAAGAAGGACCCACUCUCCGGCGAUGGCCUCUUUGUGGUCAAUCUGCCCGAGAACACCUCGUCCAUGUCCUCCACUGCCAACCUAACGCACUCCAAGCACUGGAACGGAGAGGAUGACGACGAGGACAGUACGCCCAAGAGCAUAUACGUCUACCCGAGGAACGCCUCCGGAUGGACGAAGUUCUGGUGGAUCUUCGUCUUCCCGAUCAAGUUCUCGCUAUCCCUGCUCAUCCCGCACCCGCUGAAGCACCGCCGCCUGUACCCGUUGUCCUUCAUCAUGUGCAUCCUGUGCAUCGGCGGCAAUGCCUACCUGAUCGUCUGGAUGCUGACUGCCUUCGGUGUGGCCAUCCAUGUGCCCACCAUUGUGAUGGGUCUGACAUUCCUGGCCGCCGGGUCCACCAUGCCGGAAGCCGUCUCCAGUCUCAUUUCGCUGAGAAAUGGUGAAAGUGGCAUUGGAGUUUCGAACUCGCUGGGCGCCAAUUCGCUGGCCAUCCUGUUGUCCCUGGGCGUUCCUUGGUUCGUGAAGAACUGCAUCAACUACGGCACCGGGGAGCCCCAGCAGGUCGGCACCCAGGGCAUCGAGUACAACAUCCUGAUCCUGAUCAUCUCUACGGUGGCGCUGUUCGUCAUCCUAAGCUUCAGUGGCUAUCGCCUCACCAAGCGCGUGGGCGUGGCCCUCUUCACCGUCUACGGUGUGUUCAUCGUCCUGCAGAUCCUCAUCGAGAUGAAUGUCUUCUUCCCCAGAGACUGCAGUAGCUAGUGUACCGGGAGAGAACCGAGAGAAAUCCUGGUGCUGGCACCAGGAGACUAUCAUCGCCGCAAAACCACCACAUUGCAACUACUUUUCGGUUAGUACUGGAUCUGGAUCUGGAUAUGGAUCUGGUUAACUAAAAUGAUAGGCACAAGA
Messenger RNA from Drosophila elegans, 2214 nucleotides. RefSeq names its product sodium/potassium/calcium exchanger 4. The transcript has 7 exons. Lineage: Eukaryota; Metazoa; Arthropoda; Insecta; Diptera; Drosophilidae. Gene Ontology annotation, cellular component: membrane. Gene Ontology annotation, biological process: intracellular calcium ion homeostasis; calcium ion transmembrane transport. Bases 556 to 2067 code for a protein of 503 amino acids. Gene Ontology annotation, molecular function: calcium channel activity; calcium, potassium:sodium antiporter activity. The record is from RefSeq and is a predicted model, not a curated record.